AUGGCUCGCUUCUCAAACUCUCUCAGCGUAAUGGUCGUGCUCAUUGCCUUCAUCAAUGUAGCAUCGGCUUUCUACAUCGUUAAUUACUGGCCGGAUAACAGCGUGAAACAGCCAAAACACUUCCGCGCUUAUCCUCAAGAUGAUGUAAAUUCCAGUGGCUGUGAAGUUGAGAUCUUAUUCGAAAGAGACUUCAACGAUCAAAAAUAUGAUUAUCACAUUUUUGCCAACUACGACACAGCUGAUGAGCCUCAAUAUGUACCUGUCAAGAACUAUUCGGAAAGCGACAAGUUAGCCGUAGUCAACGCAACACCUCAAGGUCAAAGAGGAGCUUAUUUCCGUCCAAACGGGUAUACGUUGACUCCACUCAUGAUUGAAGUUUGCAACCCAAAUUACAUCUCACUUCGAAUCCCUUUGACUCCAAAAUCGUACUUUGUCAAGGUCGUGCACGCAGGUAAAGGGCCUGACAGUGAGGCAGUUUAUGUCUCGAACACAUUCGGUGCUAAUGAUGCAGCAACAAUCGUGCCACCUCCUGGAGUUACUCAAGUUGUGGCCACUCAUAAACAAUCCCAACAUCCAAACACCAACCUCGUACAUGUGAAAUGGCACUUGGACACACUUUUCAACGAUCAAGUUCGAGGAUACUUUGUCUUAAUUGGACCAGCAAAAGGCGCAAAACAAGUUCAAAGCUUUUACGUCGACAAUGCAAACGCAACCGAGACUACAGUCGAGAUUGGCUACUUUGUUGAUGGUUAUGCUGCUUCCGUUGUCGUUUGGUCAAAAGAUGGUGUCUUGACCAACCCAGAUUUGGCACCUCAAGUCAACAUCCAAUAG
Messenger RNA from Meira miltonrushii, 831 nucleotides. RefSeq lists its product as uncharacterized. The record is from RefSeq and is a predicted model, not a curated record. NCBI's taxonomy places the organism in Eukaryota, Fungi, Basidiomycota, Exobasidiomycetes, Exobasidiales, Brachybasidiaceae. The coding region runs from base 1 to 831 and encodes 276 amino acids. The transcript has a single exon.